CACAAUAAUUCUAAAUCUACCUAUAUGGCUAUAUCUAUCACUCUCUCGUCUCUCCUAUAACUUCUGAUCACUAAAUUCACAGAGCAAGCCAUAAACAAAGUAGAGAAAGCAAAGACUGUGAAGAAUUGGAAGAGAUGCGAGCUGGAGCGGAGAAAAAGAGUUGAAGACUCAAUACAAUAACAAGCUUGGUUGAUUUUAAGCUCUACAAGUUGUCUAGUUUUUUACAUAAUGGCAAGUUCUGACCCUGUGGGGAGCAAAAAAGACCCAACUUGGAAUUAUGCUUUUCCAUAUCAAGGCCAAACUAAAGGUACAGUAUGCAAGUUUUGUAAUACGGUCAUAAAGAGUGGUGGUAUCACUCGAUUUAAGUUCCACUUGACUGGAUUAGAUCCUGCCAAGAAUACACGAGUUUGUGAUAAGGUGCCACCAGAAGUUCAAAAAUUAGUAAAAGAAUGGAUGAGGAGAAAAUGUACUGCAAAAUAUCAAAAGGAUUCAAUAAUCCGUGAUACUCGAGAAGAAUUGCGAUCAGGGUUAUCUCAACAAUUGAACUCUGAAGAUGAAGAUGAAGGUUUUGUAGGUCAGCAUGAUGUAGAUCCUCGUGAUUAUAAAGCUGCUAUGAGAGCAUCAAGACAAUCAGAAUGGGAAAGGGAGCAAGGUAUAAGUAGAGGUGUUUCAGGGCCUGGCGGGACAAGUCGAAGCCAACCAAAAUUUGAUAGAUCAAAAAGUGUACGACAAGAGCAUGGAGACCAACCUCAAGCUUCAUUCCCACAGUCACUCUAUAAAUCCAAUGCUGCAAAACAAAAGAGCAUCAUUGACUCCAUGUCAAUGGGAAGCCUCAAGGAGAAGCUUGGUCGAUUAUGUGGGAAGUUUUUCAUAUAUACCAAUGUCCCUGCGUACAAAGCGGAAUCUCAUGAGUACAAAAACAUGAUAAUUGGAGCGCAAGAGUGUCCAAAUGUUCCUCCGCCAAGUUCGUUUCAGAUAAUGAACAAAUAUUUGGCCAUGGAACAUAAGGAAAUAACUGAAUAUAUCAAUAGCCAAAGAAAAAUGUGGAAAACAUAUGGCUGCACCAUAAUGGCUGAUGGGUGGUCCGGUCCAACAAGAAUGCAAGUUAUCAACUUCAUGGUUUACUGUAAGGGUAAGACAGUGUUUUUGAAGUCUGUCAAUGCAUCAAGUGAUAUAAGGGAGCACAAAUACCUUGCCAAGCUAUUUAAAGAUGUCAUUGAUGAAGUGGGGAAGGAGAAUGUGGUUCAAAUAUGUACCGAUAAUGGCUCAGCAUUUGUGAAGGCUGGUAAAACAUUAUCGGAACAUUAUAACUUCUAUUGGACUCCAUGUGCUGCACACUACAUCGACUUAAUGUUUGAAGAUAUUGGUAAAAAGAAAAAGGUAAGUGAUGUGAUUACUAUUGCUAGACUCGUGACUGUAUAUAUCUACAAUCACGGAUGGGUGCUUGCUCUUAUGAGAAAAAUAUGUAAUGGUGAUUUGAUUCGACCAGGACCAACACAGUUUGCCACUAAUUACAUUUCUCUUCAAAGCCUUUUCCAAAAGAAGGCUGGACUUAAACAAUUGUUUACUUGUGAUGACUGGGUUACUAGCAAAUAUAGUCGAAGCAAGGAGGGAAGACGUAUAGAGGAACUCGUUCUUGAAAACAUGUUUUGGGACAAUGUGCAAGCAAUGAUUUCUAUUUACGAGCCAUUAUACGGUGUUCUUCGAAUAGUUGACACAGAGGUUAACUCGACAAUGCCAAUGCUGUAUGAUUUAUUUAAGAAGGUGAGAACAAAGCUGGAAGAAGUCAGGAAUACAGUUUGGGUCAGAAAAAUCAUCGACGAUAGAUGGUUUAAGCAAUUGUGUCAUCCAUUACAUGCAGCAGCUUAUUAUUUGAAUCCAAUGUUCCAGUAUAGUGAAGGAAUUGGUGAUGAUCCAGAGCUACUAGACGCCCUUCACUCAGUUUUUGCAAAGUUAGACCCAAACUCCAUAGGCAUCGCACAAUUCGGAAAUGAGAUUAUAAGCUUUAGAGACUCAUUAUACGGAUUUCGAAGACCAGCUGCCAUUGCUGCAAGGAAAGCAAUGACUACAUAUGAAUGGGGGAACAUGUAUGGGGGUGAUGCACCUACACUUCGUAAAUUGGCAAUGAAGAUCCUAUCUCAAACCACAUCAUCUUCUGCUUGCGAGCGAAAUUGGAGCACAUUUGCUCUUAUCCAUACGAAGCAAAGAAAUCGUCUGGCACAUAACAAACUCGAGCAAAUUGUGUAUUGUUAUUACAACAUGAAGCUACAAUUGCGAGAUGCAAAAGCCGCUGCAGAUAGAGUUGCGGAGACCAGUUAUUUAGACCUAUUCAAUAUAGCUGCAGAUAUAGGUGCGGAGGAAACUGUUGAUCCAAUAUACCAUUGGGUUCGACCUUUACAUUUAGAUGAUGCACCAGGAAAUCCAGAUGCAAAUAUAGCAACUCAUGCUCGUGGAAUGGGAAUUGAUGUGGAUACGAUAAUGAAGAAAGAAGUAAGAGAUCAUUCUGAUGAAAGUGAUGGAAGUGGUUAUAAAUUAUCAAGAGGCACUAGUGAAAAAUCAAUUGAUGAUGAUGAUGAUGAUGGUGAUGGUGGUAAUACUGGUGGUGGUAGCAGAUAUCAUGCCUAUGGUGGUAGUACACGUGAUAACUCGUGUGACAAUAGUAGUUAUGAUGACACUAUUCGUGAGGCGAAUUAUGGAAAUGACAGGGGGAGUGGCAAAUCAUGGCACUACAACCAAUAUAGUAGUGAUGAUCAUACUACUUAUCCUGAUGCAAAUCGUGAAUACAAUUCUAGAGCUAGGGAUACACAAGGAAGACGCGAUAGCCAUUUGUCUCUAAAUGAGUUUGAAUCACUUUCUUCAAGUCUUGGCUCAAUGGACAUAGGAACUCAAUAUAGUGAUAACCCUAACCCAUUCCAUUCUCAUUAUCCUCAUCAUGAAAUGAGUUCUACCUCAGAAAGUACUUACGAAAUUGGAUCAAGCUCACAAGGUGGAAGCACAUAUGGCCUUUUUGAUCAUUCUUCGUCCCAAAUGCCGCAUGCUUCAUACAAUGAAACACCAUAUUGGGUAAUUCCACAAUUUCCGAUAUAUGGAUUGCAUGUGGGAAGAGAUCAACACACAUACAUUACCCAUGUGAUGAAGUACCAAAAUCAUUUCCAAAAUUCAUGUACUUGGGAGCAGUAUUGUAUGAUACUAAAUGGGAGCAGUUCAACCACAUGGAUCGAACCACAUCGUAGUAGCUCUUAUUACUAAUACUUUAUAUUGCU
Rosa rugosa (rugosa rose) is the source of this 3263-nucleotide messenger RNA. RefSeq lists its product as uncharacterized. Bases 229 to 3249 code for a protein of 1006 amino acids. The transcript is spliced from 3 exons. Gene Ontology annotation, molecular function: protein dimerization activity; DNA binding. Lineage: Eukaryota; Viridiplantae; Streptophyta; Magnoliopsida; Rosales; Rosaceae. The record is from RefSeq and is a predicted model, not a curated record.